Molecule: messenger RNA, 2577 nt
Organism: Fusarium pseudograminearum CS3096
Lineage: Eukaryota; Fungi; Ascomycota; Sordariomycetes; Hypocreales; Nectriaceae
Exons: 6
Coding region: 1-2577 (858 amino acids)
Biological process (GO): carbohydrate metabolic process
Molecular function (GO): hexosyltransferase activity; UDP-glycosyltransferase activity
Source: RefSeq, a predicted model, not a curated record
AUGUCACCAGCACAGAACCUUGGCUCUGGCUUCCCGCCACAGUAUCAUGAGCUUGAAGGGAGCACUCCGCAGAUCGUGGCUCCACCACAAAAUGAGGUGGUGGCAGAGUUGGAAGCAACGACAGCUGGUCGAGAUGACGGCCGUAUUGACAUUGACCUCAGCUCGCGACUAGUUCGCCGGCUAUCGCGACUAGCUCCAAUCGAAAAACCGAAAGUGUCAUUAGAGCAACCCUCAGGCCUUCCGCCUCCACCAGAGUAUUCUGAAACAGGCCAGUCUAGCAUUUGUCUCAACAUUGUUAUCCAAGUUGUCGGCAGUCGAGGCGAUGUCCAACCGUUUGUCGCCCUUGGAACAGAACUCCAGCGCCAUGGCCAUCGAGUCCGACUCGCGACGCACGGCCAGUUCGACAAAUUUGUUCGUGAUGCUGGUCUUGAAUUCUACUCCAUUGGCGGCGACCCCGCUGAGCUUAUGGCAUACAUGGUCAAGAACCCAGGUCUGCUUCCCAGCAUGAAAACCCUCCGGGGAGGUGAGAUUCAGAAGAAGCGAAAAAUGGUGAAUGAGAUGCUUCACAAGUGUUGGGAUUCCUGCAUUCGCCCGGACGAGUUGACCGGACAGCCAUUUGUUGCAGAUGCAAUCAUCGCCAACCCGCCUAGUUUCGCCCAUAUCCAUUGUGCGCAAGCUUUGUCUAUCCCUGUACAUCUCAUGUUCACCAUGCCCUGGACUAGCACGAGAGAGUUCUGUCAUCCUCUUGCAAACCUAAAAACAAACGGCAGUGAAAUGUCGGCAAGCGCUGCAAAUUAUGUUUCUUACACCUUGGUGGAAUGGAUGACAUGGCAAGGACUUGGUGAUGUCAUCAACGCAUGGAGACACACAUUAGACCUCGAGACAAUUCCGUUCAGCGAAGGCCCAUGUCUAGCCGAGACACUCGGAGUACCUGUUACGUAUUGCUGGUCGCCAGCAUUAGUCCCCAAACCAACAGACUGGGCUGAUAAUAUUGAUGUUUGCGGUUUCUUCUUCCGCGACAUGCCAUCUUACCAACCCGAUGCCGACCUGAAGAAAUUUCUUUCCAGUGGACCACCUCCAGUAUACAUCGGUUUCGGCAGUAUCGUGAUCGACAAUCCCGAGGAGUUGACAGCGACAAUCCGUGAAGCUGUGCGUGUAACAGGUACUCGAGCUAUUGUAUCGCGAGGUUGGAGUAAACUGGGAGGAGGCUCUCCUAGCGACGACAAUAUUUUCUUUCUUGGCGACUGUCCCCACGAAUGGCUGUUCCAGCAAGUCACAGCAGUUGUUCACCACGGUGGUGCUGGUACGACUGCUUGCGGGUUACUCAACGCCAAGCCGACUGCCAUCGUCCCGUUCUUCGGAGAUCAACCCUUUUGGGGACACAUGGUCAAUGCCGGUGGUGCUGGCCCAGCUCCGAUUCCUUUCAAGAGUCUAAACAAGGACAACCUGGCAGACGCCAUACGCUUCUGUCUGACCCCAGAAGCAUCUGAUUCAGCUCGCAAAAUCGCACAGAAAAUGUCUCGUGAGGCAGGUGUCAGACGCGCUGUGGCUUCUUUCCACGCCAACUUACCUCUCAACAAAAUGCGGUGUGAUAUGUUACCAAACCAGGCGGCAUCAUGGACACUGAAGAAGAGCGGGAAGACUCUCAAAUUAUCCAAAAUUGCUGCUGAGAUUCUUGUGACGAACAACAGAGUCUCGUGGAAGAGGCUCAAGAGUCACCAGUCCCAUCCUAUCCACAUCGAGAAUCGACGCUGGGAUCCUCUGACUGCAACUCUUGCAUCGCUCACCACAACCACUGUGGGAAUGAUGACCUCAGCGUCAGACAUUGUCGUGAAACCGAUACAGGCAUUCCGCCCUGUGAGCUCAGAAGACUCGAGGCGGACUUCGAGCAGUCACGAUUUGUCUGAGAAUAAUCCCGGCAACCAGCAUUCUAGGACUUCUAGCAACACGAAUGACGAUAACGUCUUUGGAAGACCAGCGGGUCUGACUGUAACUCAUCAACUGAACAAGAGCCGCAGCACCAGUGAUUUGCAUCGGCAACAUGGCACUGCUGCCGCCCUAAAAGGCUCCGCCUCUGGCGUUGGUGGCUUCCUCAAGCACUACUCAAAGGGCAUGUUCCUGGAUCUUCCCUAUGCAGUCACCGAAGGGAUGCGGAAUGCUCCGAAACUAUACGGCGGCCAAGCCUACGACCCUGGCGCCGUGACCGAUUGGAAGUCUGGCGGUAUCGCAGCCGGCAAGAACUUUGCGCACGGAAUUGUCGAGGGUAUUGGGGGUAUAGUCAUGGAGCCGAUAAGAGGGGGCAAGAAGAAUGGUGCGGCUGGAGCAGCAAUGGGGGUUGGUAUAGGGUUGUUGAAUAUGACGACCAAAGUGACCUCUGGCGCUGUAGGGCUUGUCGCUAUGCCGGGACAAGGUAUAUAUCAGAGUGCAAGGGCUCUGGUUAAGACGGAUACGGGCAAGGCUAUUGCCGAAGCGAGAAGAACUGAAGGCGUUGGUAUUGUUCAAAAGGCCGACAAGAACAAGCGAGGGUGGUAUCAAGAGACCGUUAUGGAGGCAUAUGAGGAUGCACAAUAUAGAUAA